Phlebotomus argentipes is the source of this 4650-nucleotide messenger RNA. Its product is annotated as pyridoxal-dependent decarboxylase domain-containing protein 1. Gene Ontology annotation, biological process: carboxylic acid metabolic process. The coding region runs from base 128 to 2422 and encodes 764 amino acids. The transcript is spliced from 6 exons. Gene Ontology annotation, cellular component: intracellular membrane-bounded organelle. Gene Ontology annotation, molecular function: carbon-carbon lyase activity; pyridoxal phosphate binding. Lineage: Eukaryota; Metazoa; Arthropoda; Insecta; Diptera; Psychodidae. The record is from RefSeq and is a predicted model, not a curated record.
GAAAUGUCAAAGUGCCACGAAAACGAUUUGCAAGAAGAAAACUCCCAAAAAUACCACAGUUUUUGAGUGGUUUUCUCGUGCAGAGGAGUAUUGGUGUGAUUGACAAUUGCCGUGCAUUUUCGAGACGAUGGCAGAGCAAGAUGUGACGAGUCUCCCGGAGCAACCACCGGCUGAGAAGAGUGAAGCCCAACAGACAGACCAUGUCGCUGAGAUUCCAGCAUCGACGGUGCGAAGUGGCCUGGUUGAGUUGGAGAAUCGUGCGACGCAGUUAAUCCAGUCUAUGGAAAACCUUAAGACGUCUCCGGAAGCCACAGGCGGCACUCCUGCGGCGCCGCAGACACCCGUGGCGGGCUUUCUGCCCCCCGAGAGACGGGAUGCGGCUGAAAUUGUUGCAGGUCUGGAAACGUUGAUCUGCACAACAGACACAGACGUAGAGCCGGAGUACUCAUUGCCACCCCUCAAUGAUGUCAGCCAAUUGGCCCUAAUUUCUCACAGUUUUGUGGCCUAUCUCAGCCAUCUACGGCGAAGUCAACUGCUGAGAGUCACUACGAAGAUCGCUUCGGACACAAACAGAUGGCUUUCCCACAUCUUUCGCUUCAGCGACAGCUCCACGAGUUACCACAACGACAGCACUGAGUGUGUGCUGAGGGCUGUGCGACUGGCCAUCGUUGCCCGAUGUCCCGGAUACCUGGAGGCGGGAAUUCAAGCUCUGGCCAACCCCUGCAUGUAUGUGACUGAGAAUAGUGGCCUCGUGGCACUGCAGUACGCUUGCCGGCAGCUGGGACUGCCGGCUGAGUGCAUUCGUGUGGUGCCCAGCACUGCCGGUAGCAUGGGCACAAUGGAUGUGGCUACUCUGCAGAGGCUCAUUGCGACGGACGUGGCCAACAAGCGUGUGCCGCUGUUUGUGAUUGCCAAUGUGGGAGCUUCGGUUUGUGGCUUCGUGGAUAAUGUUCCGAAACUCUACGAUGUCUGCCGGACGGCGAAUGUGUGGCUUCACUGCCGAGGUCACUCUCUGGCCGCUCUGGCCACGGCUCAAGGAAGCGGAGAUGUGCGUGAGCUCUGUGACUCCAUGUCUCUAAGCCUGGGUAGUUGGCUGGCCGUGCCAAGUCUUCCUGUAGUGCUGCUGCAUCGUCAAAUCCAAAAUGUGGCCUUGUCUGUGUUUGAAUCCGAUCCAAUUGUGUCCAGACGACUCAAUUCUCUCACCUUGUGGACAACUCUGCAAGCACUCGGCCGUGAUUUGAUUUCCGACAGAAUCUUGAUGGCUUUUGAAUCCGUGCGAGUGGUUUAUGAAAUCCUCUCCAAGUGUGCAGGAGUGCGAAUUUUGAGCAAGAAACCAGGAGGAGAUUCCGGAAUAUCCGUCGUGGAUCUUGUUCAUGAGCCUCUCAAUGCUUCGCUCUUAUUUGAGAUCUCCGUGAGUGUCGUGGUGUUUCAAUUCCACCAGAAAUCCCCGGAAACGGACACAGAGACCGCUGUUCAGGGUGAGCAUGUAGAGAAAUCUCGCUAUCUGGAUCGCAUGAAUGAAUGGCUGGGCGAGAUAAUCCAGCGCGAUUGUCCGGGAGUUGAUCUUGAAAUCAUUGAUCAUGCUGUGUACGGUACUGCCAUUCGCUUCUGUCCUUUCGAGAUGAGUCUCGGGGAGGCUGUGCCCACGAUUGAGUAUCUGGAGCAUUUUGCUGCCUGUCUGGACCUUCAGGUGGGCAUCUUGAAGGCCACAGAGCGCCACAAGGUGACAUUCCAGGAGAUUGUGAAGCGCAGCGAUGUGCUCAGACUCAUCUCGUUGCCGGACUGGGCGGGACUUGGCGGCGUGCGCUUCGUGCCUGAUGGCUGGGAGACUCUUCUCACGGACCAGGCAAAGACAGAAUUGAACAAGCUCAAUACUGACCUCGUGGAGGCGCUGAGGUCCACAGACAGCGCCUUUACGCUGGGUGAGGGCGAAGAUGGACUGAUUUGUGUGAAGCUGGGCAUGGUGACGGAAGAGACGGAUGUCGAGGAGUUGUUGGAGGUGGUGAUUUCCGUGGGCAAGAGUGUCCAGGAGAACUCGAGGGUGCUGGACUCCAUGUCGGAAAUUGUAAAGAAGGGCAUUGAGACUGUGACUGCGGAUUUGCAGAGGGAGUCCGAUGAGAAACUCUGGCAGGAUGGGAUUCUCAGGCAUGUGCCGAUUGUGGGAAGUGUUUUCAACUGGUGGUCACCGCCGCCUAAGGAGACUGGCAUUAAGGGGCGCAGUCUCAACUUGACCCAGGGAGUCGUGGAGAGUACAGAAAACAUCUACAAGUAUCACAUGCAAAUUGCUGGCGGUUCCAUCCCAAUUCCUGGCAAUCGCAGCCCGCCAACGCCCAUGGUGCAAACGUCAGUCAGUGCUGGACAUUCCCGGAAUGUUAGUCAGAGCAGUGGAACGUCCACGAACGUUCAAGAAGCUCAACACUAAGUGAGAGAAUCUACAAUUGGCAAUUAACUAAAGAGAAAACAUGAUGAACUUAUGCUAAACUUAGUAUUUACGGCUAUUCUUGUAGAAACUAUUAAGAGAAAUUCCUAUAUUGUUAUUUUAUCACUUUAUUUACUCUUCCCAAAUUCCUAAAUUUUCUGCUUCUUAAUUUACUAUUUCUAAAAAUGUGUUUCUUUUUAUUCUCUCCAUACGGAGAAAAAAAAAUACUAUUACCUUUAUACUUGUAAAAUUCGAUUUAAAAAAAUUGAAAGAGUUAUUCUUUGAUGAUGCCCACAAAGUAUGUAAAAAAAAACAGGUGAAAUAUUGCACAAUAUUGUGAUGAGUAUAAAUUAAAAAUGUUAGUUUUAAAUCAGAUAUGAUUUAGUUAAAUUAUAAUAAAUGUCAAAGAACUUUUAUUGCACUAUUUUUCUUUUAUUAUAUUUGUUUAAAUUUCUAAUAUAUCUAGAAAACCUUUUAUCUAUUGCCUUUUUGGUUAAGUUUUCCCUCCAUUUACGUUUCUCUUCUUUUUUUUGAUAAAUCUAUGAACUCUAGUGUAUUCUCUUUUUUAUAUCUCUUAAUAUUACAAUCAUAGUUUCUUCUCUAUUUUAUUCGUUAUUGUGGCAUUACAAAAAACCAGUGAAAAAGUAUAAAAUUGAUUUAGGUAAAAAAGUAUAAAUAAUAAGAAAGAGAUCAAUAAUAAAAGUGGAGUGUGUUUUAUAUUAGUAGACAAAAAAAUGAGCGAGUCUUAUUCAGUUUCAUGCGUAUUUUCUUUAUAGUCAAAAUGAGAUUCACGUCCUCACUUACUUUGCGAGUUAUCUCUUUUUUAAUUUACUGAUUAAUGAAUUUGAUUAGUUAAUGAGAAUUGUCUCCUCAACAUCAAAGUCCUCUAUAGCAUUUUCUCAUAAAGUCACCCUCCUUUGCUCACAUUGAUAAUAUCAAUAUUUUUGGGGAUUAUAUUUUGGGGUUCAAAGAGGAACUCCUUGCCAACAUUUUCUUCUUAAUUCUUAUACUUGAAUAUAAAUAUACAUUAGACAUUUAACUUCUUUUUUUCUUUUGCUUUUCAAGUACUUUUCCAUCCACCUUUCUAUCAAGGUAUAAACUAAUUUUCAUUACAAUAGUAUUUCUCUCUGUCUCCCAUACAUAUAUUCCGUCUUUCUAUACAUUAAAAUGUGUAUAUAAAGGAUUGAGAUCAAAAAUUGUGACUAGAAAAUUGAGUGUUUUCAUUUUUAAUCAAUUUCUUUUCUUUAAUAUUGUGUAUAUAUUCUUUGGUUCUUUUCAUAUUUCUCGCUAUUUUUAUUUAUUGGCAUUGUUAGUUAUCAACUCUAUUGCAUUCUAUGAGUAUUUUCCACUUAUUGUUUGUUUCAUUCUCAUAAAAAAGACGCUCGUGUGUAGAAAAUCACUAUAAAAAUUCCUUUGAAAUACGCUUCUUCAUAUCAACUAUUUUAUAUCAUUAUCAUCAUCUUUGAUAAAAUCAGCUCUCACUAAUAGAGGAUCGUUUAAGAUUAUUACACAUCUUCUUAUGUCAAAUGGAUAUUACAGAGAUCGAACUAUAAUUUCUACACUAUCUCAAAUUUUCCUCUUCUUCUGUAAAUAUUCAACCAACAAUUAAAGUUUAUUUGAAUCAUCUAAAAAAAAAGUCGCAGCGACUGACGAAAAUCAUACUCUUUCUCCACUGUUUCAUCACUUUUUCCAACAUCGUAAAUUUAGAUCUAAAGUCGUUGUAUUUCAUCUGAUGUUUGAGUGAUUCUAACAAAAAUUAUUCUAUUGUGUGUAUUUUUUUUUUUUAGAAAAGAUUUGGCACUAUAAUUCCCGAUAUUAAACUAUUCUUUCUUAUUGAGCUUGAGUUUAACUCCAAUUUGGCGAAUAUUUAUUAUGUCUUAUGAACAGUUGAAACAAAGAGUGUGAUAGUCUUCAAGAACACUUGCAUAUUAUUAUUAUAAAUUUCUGGAAAAAAAUUCAACAGCAAUUUCUCUGUUGCUCCCUCACUGACAAAAACACAACAAAAUCCUCCCGCACACAGUUCAUCAGGUCCAACAUUUCAAACCUUCACUGACUGCGGAAGUCACAUUUCUUUUCCUAUUUUUUUUUCAUCCUUAGUAACUUCGACUCACCCUCGAUAUCUGGGCUUUUCCAUCAUAUUACAAAAGAGUGACAAUGAUUGCACAAUGAAAGAUAGUACUUACAGCGAUUGAGAAUGAAGAAGAAAUGGGGAAGAGGCCUGCAGCGACCCU